UAAACAAAAGGUCGGUGAUAAAUAGUUAUCAGCUAUAUAAAUAAUCAUAUUUAAACAUUGUGUUUGAUUUGGACUGAUUAAAAAACAUAAUAAAACAAAAAAAAUUGAUAAAAGAACGAGUAUGAAUCAAGGUGAAAAAACUGAUAAUAAUCAAGGAUGGUUAAAAGUAAUAGGUAGCACACGUCCUAUUUCUUUUUUCCUCAAAUCAUACGCAAUGUUUAUACUAUUGUGUGACAUAGUAUACUUCCUCACCUAUUUAGUCGCCUCAAUUUUCCAAGCAAUACUGAAUUUCAUUAGGCCACCUAAAUUGAAAUCGCUUAAAGGUGAAAUUGCAGUAAUAAUUGGUGCAAGCCGAGGUGUGGGGAGAGAAUUAGCAAUAAAGCUUGCUGAGCAAGGAACAGUUCCGGUUUGCCUUGAUAUUAAUCAUAUUGAUAACCAAACAUUAGUGAAAGAUAUCCGUAAAAUGGGACAUGAAGCAUUUGGUUACACGUGUGAUGUUACAUCGAAGGAUCAAGUAGAGCAUGUUAUAGAUGCAAUUGAUAGAGAUGUUGGAGACAUUUCAAUGUAUUUCCACUGUUGUGGAGUACCCAGUCCAAGAAGCUUGGUUUCGGAACCACCACCCAUACAAGUAACAAUGGAUGUUAGUAUUGUAUCACACUUUUAUUUACUUGAUCAAAUUCUACCAAAAAUGAAAAAAUUGAAGUAUGGGCACAUAGUUCUUUUAACUUCUGUAGCUGGACUAAGUUGUAUUAAAACACAACUUCCAUUAGCAGUAGCUCAAUUUGCCGUACAAGGUUUAUUUGAGUCCCUAGUAGAAGAUCUUCGAAUGUCAAAAUGCCAAGAUUUAAUUCAAAUUUCUUUGAUUCACAUCUAUCCUUUUAUUGUUAGUGAGAAUCUGGAGAAUGAUAUAAGAUUACGGAUUCCAUCGUAUUUUGGAACAAUUCGUGCAGAACACGCUGCUCUUCAAAUACUACGUGGUGUGCGAAGGAAUCAAAUGGAGAUUAGUAUACCUACAUAUUACUUUUAUAUUGGGAAUAUUUUGCGUAUGUUGCCUAAAAACGCUACUUACCUUUUAAGGGAGAUGUUGGACACAGGUGUUGAUUUUGGAUAAAAUUUUAAAGUCUUCCAAAUUUUAAGAUGUUUAAAUUGAAAAUUAAUAAAGCCAAAUUCAACAAUCAGUAGCAAAACCUGCAAAUAAAAAUAUUUGAUUUCGUGU
Molecule: messenger RNA, 1216 nt
Organism: Culicoides brevitarsis
Lineage: Eukaryota; Metazoa; Arthropoda; Insecta; Diptera; Ceratopogonidae
Product: 17-beta-hydroxysteroid dehydrogenase 13-like
Exons: 3
Coding region: 122-1111 (329 amino acids)
Cellular component (GO): lipid droplet
Molecular function (GO): oxidoreductase activity, acting on the CH-OH group of donors, NAD or NADP as acceptor
Source: RefSeq, a predicted model, not a curated record